Molecule: messenger RNA, 1462 nt
Organism: Bactrocera latifrons
Lineage: Eukaryota; Metazoa; Arthropoda; Insecta; Diptera; Tephritidae
Product: abnormal spindle-like microcephaly-associated protein homolog
Exons: 1
Coding region: 389-823 (144 amino acids)
Biological process (GO): mitotic cell cycle; establishment of meiotic spindle localization; spindle organization
Cellular component (GO): spindle pole
Molecular function (GO): protein binding
Source: RefSeq, a predicted model, not a curated record
AUAAUUAUUUUUGAUUCCAGUGGGUGUGAUAUGUGAUUACCUCUUAGUGCGCAGAGCAGUCAUUGCAUCAUUCACAGAAUUCAAUUAAAGUAAUGUGGUCGAUUGCCAACGGAGAAAAAUUUAAAGUAAAAAUCAAAACAACUCACUGAAGAAAAUAGUGUGCAAAAUAGUUGCGUUUGUUGUUUCUGAGUAUUUAGCAUUUUAAACAAGUUCGCUUGAAAAAUACAGGAAAAAAGACGUGGGACAAAUUUACUUCCAUUAUUUCUUCAAAAUAGAUGCGAUCAUAUCAUCAAUGUAAUUGUAUUUCGUUGCUUAGUUGCAUAAUUUUUGCGCGUUUUCAUAUUGAAAAAAUAAAAAAUAGUGUUAAAAAAACAUAUAGUAGUUCAAAAUGCAUAUUCAUCCAAGUUCGUCUGAAUCUAAUUUUGACCAACUAAUUCAGAGGGAAGAAAUCGCAGCCAUCAAAAUACAAGCUGGAUUUCGUGGCUACCGUGUAAGAAAGCAGAUGCAAAAUCAAUCACAAAUCAAUGCACCGAAUUGCUAUAUACAGGAAAGACAGCGGCAGAUGUCAGAUCCAUUGCAAGUAAAUAUAGGAAAUAACACAAUAUUACAAAAUAUUAACACAASCGCAAAUGAAAAUAGUUCUAAAUUAGGAGUAGAAAUAACUACAAAGGAAGAUCAAUGCGCUACUACAAUACAAGCAAGUGUACGUGGUUUUUUGGUGCGAAAGAAACAGAAAAUUGCAAUAGAUGCGGCAACAAAAAUACAAGCAAGCUUCCGAGGUUUAAAAGCGCGGAAAGAAGCACAACACUUGAAACAGAAAUAAAAUUAACCUAGUGUAAUAACAUAAUGAGUGCUAAUUACCUGUAAAAUUGACAUAUGUAUGCUCUUUUAAUUACUUUCUCAAUAUACUUAUGUUCUUAAAUUUUCUUAAACGGUUAUUGGAAAAARAUAUUUAUUCAUAAUCUGAGCAUAAAACAUAAUUGUUCUGACCAUAGAAUAUUCAGUGCUUUUUACGCUGUUAGCGAUAUUUUUGCUUUUCAUUCACUUAAUUGCUGUCUUUGUUGCUAAUAAUGCCAGAAAAAGUUAUUAUUGAGGUAUUUCAUUUGUAAGCAUAGAUAUACAGAAUUCUAUGCAGGUAUGGUAUAAGUUACAACAUUCAUUUGUAAAUCUACAUACAUACAUAUGUACUAUGUAGUGUAAAUGAAUUAAUAGAGUGUUUGUACCUUCCAAUUAUGCGGUCUUGAGAAAUUAGAAAUCAUGAUACAAAUCCAAAGGCUUACAACUAAUUUUCCGCUUUGCCAUAAUUUCGUGUUUACAAAAAUUAUUAAUCAUCAAAAUACUUAUAUUUUCCUAUUGGUAGAAUUAAAAUAAGGUUGUGAAAUUUUAGGAACAUUUGUAAUUACUAACAACAUUAAGCUAUUAAAACAUUAUGAAUACUUAUAUGUCAGUAUGAAUAGUUAAG